Messenger RNA from Guillardia theta CCMP2712, 1308 nucleotides. RefSeq lists its product as hypothetical. The transcript has a single exon. Lineage: Eukaryota; Cryptophyceae; Pyrenomonadales; Geminigeraceae. The record is from RefSeq and is a predicted model, not a curated record. Bases 1 to 1308 code for a protein of 435 amino acids.
AUGUCCGCCAUUGCCGCAUGGGCGAAGAAGCCCGACUCCGAACAGCUUCCUGACAUCAGCCUUGCCACGUUUCUGGUGAAGUUCUACACUCCCAUGAACCUCUACAACAAGCUGCGGGAACAUUUCGAGACGAGUGACGAGUACUCGACUUUUUUUGCUCAGCCUGAGGACUGUGAGAAUUACUCGAGGAUAAAUCGCUUCUUCUUGCUGAUCAACACUAUGUUAGCAGUGCUGAUUGCCUCGGCUACUGUUCUUGUAUCCACGCGUAUGGAUUCAACAUCACUAGUAGGAAUCGGAUUCAUAUCGGCUGCUGUCGCUCCAUUUUUGAAAUUCUUGAUGUUGAACCAAGUGAUCAAGCACUUGUUUUCUGGUCUAAGCAAAGCUAAGGAGACAGAGUUUUGCCUUGUGCGCAAACUGCGGCCAUGUGUCUACGUUCUGCUUAUCAUCACCUAUGCGGUGUCCACAUCUCUGGCAGCUUUUUUCCUGUCAAACUUGAUUGCUUGCCGACAAUUCGAAUUUGUACAUCUGAAUGCUACUUCUUCUCUUCUCGGCUCUACUACCAACCAGACAAACAAUAAUUCUUCCGAGCUUAUCAUGGCCUGUGCAACCAAGUCCUUCAAGGAGGCCAAGGAAUUAUGCACCACCCUCGGAGGAGACAUUCCAUCCUUCACCACCUCCGAGGCUCAGGAUCGAUAUGUGCGGCUCAUGACAAAAAAACUUGGAGAAAACUUCACCAUCAACUCCUGGACAACCUCUUUGUCAGACGGGGUCACUGGGCAGGUUUGGACCGUUCAUCCACCACCUGACCGUCCUAUCGAACCGGGCCACGAGUGCUUUUACGCGCAAUACAACAUGUUUGCAAAGGAGAUCAUUUAUGACAAUGCUUUGUCGUGCGAGGCCCUGUUGCAUCCUGCCUGUGAGGUUCCAGAGCUCCCGAGCUCGAUAAAGCAAGAGCUGGCAAACUGCAUCUGUACGAAUAAGCCGACCGACACGGUAGCCAUCCUUUUGCUCAACUACUUGAUCGGGUUCUUAGGAGGAAACUAUCUUGGUUUCUGCUUGACCUUGAUCUUUGCCGCUCUCUACUUCCACAUCAGGAGAACCAAGAACGCCCAUCUGCGCUUUCUCUUGGGCUUUGCACUCGUUUCCGAGUGGGCUCGUUCAGAUACCAAAGGCAUGCCGGCAAUCAAUGGUAACGACAAGUUCCAUCCCUUCUUCUUCACCCUCGCAUUUUGGAAAACGAACCCGGCAAGAACUUGCUACGUUGCUGCGGAAGCUCUUCAGCCAAGGUCGCGGACGAUCAUGCCAUGA